ACGAGAGAGAGAGAGAGAGAGAGAGAGGGAGAGAGAAGAUAACACGCACACACUUCAUAUCAUAUAUCGUUUUCUCAACAACACAGCGCUACUGGAAAGUUUGAUAACUUUCUGUCUCUUUUAUUUUCUCUUUCCAUCAAUUUUCUUUUCUCUCACACGUUCUCUCUCCCCAAACAGUCCACACUCCUUACCCUCUGACACGCCUUCUCUGAAACUAUCUGAACAAUCUUUACUUGUCCUUCUUGCUCUUAGUUUGUCCCUUUUCUCACGAAAGCUUUUUCCCACUUUCGAUUCCUCUAUCGCUCUGAAUUUUACUUUUUUUUUUUUUUUUUUUCCGUUAAAGUCUUUUCUCUAAUCGAUCAUGCUUCAGAGCUUAGUUACUCAAUCUACGUUAAAUUGCAACACGAGCCCUAACCCUACUUCCCCUUCUUCUUCUUCUUCUUCUAUGAAAAUGAAGCGUAUCGACCGUGAGCUUGCCGGAGGUGAAUCAUCCGGUGACGACCCGUCUACUAAGAGGCAAAAUUCCGGUCGGGAUUUAACCGGUGAAGCUACAGUUUCUGGCGAGAAGACUAUGGAGGAUCACGACGAAGAGCCGGUCGUUGAGGGGGAGUCAACCGGUCUGAGAUUGCUCGGUCUUUUGCUACAAUGCGCCGAGUGCGUAGCGAUGGACAAUCUCAACGACGCCAGCGAGUUACUCCCGGAGAUCGCCGAGCUCUCGUCUCCGUUCGGUUCGUCGCCGGAGAGAGUGGGCGCGUACUUCGCGCACGCGCUGCAGGCGCGCGUGAUCAGCUCGUGUUUGGGCACGUACUCCCCUUUAACCAUAAAAACCCUAACCGCCUCUCAGUCGCAGCGGACGUUCAACGCUCUUCAAUCAUACAAUUCGAUCAGUCCCUUGGUCAAAUUCUCACACUUCACAGCCAACCAAGCGAUUUUCCAAGCAUUGGACGGUGAGGAUCGCGUCCACGUCAUCGACCUGGAUAUAAUGCAAGGCCUUCAAUGGCCAGGAUUGUUCCACAUCCUCGCUUCUAGGUCGAAGAAAAUCCGGUCCAUGAGGGUAACUGGGUUCGGAUCCUCGUCGGAGCUUUUGGAAUCCACCGGGCGUAGGCUGGCCGAUUUCGCGAGCUCACUGGGCCUCCCAUUCGAGUUCCACCCGCUGGAGGGGAAAAUCGGAAGUAUAACCGAUCUGAGUCAACUCGGAGUGAGGCCGAGCGAGGCAACGGUGGUGCACUGGAUGCACCAUUGUCUGUACGACGUAACGGGGAGCGAUUUGGGGACGUUGAGAUUGUUGAGUUUGCUGAGACCGAAAUUGAUCACGAUCGUCGAACAGGAUUUGAGCCACGGUGGAAACUUUUUGGGCCGGUUCGUGGAGGCCUUGCACUACUACAGCGCGUUGUUCGACGCGCUGGGUGACGGAUUGGGUGUGGACAGCCUAGAGAGGCAUAUGGUGGAGCAGCAGUUGUUUGGGAGCGAGAUUAGGAACAUCGUGGCCGUUGGUGGGCCCAAACGGACAGGAGAGGUUAAGGUGGAGAGGUGGGGCGACGAGUUGAAACGGUUCGGGUUUAGACCCGUUUCUCUGGGUGGUAACCCGGCCGCCCAGGCCAGCUUGUUGCUCGGAAUGUUUCCUUGGAGAGGGUACACUUUGGUGGAGGAAAAUGGGUGCUUGAAAUUGGGUUGGAAGGAUCUUUCUCUGCUCACUGCCUCGGCUUGGCAGCCGUCCGAUUGAAAUACUUUUUUAUUUUUAUUUUUAAAUUUUAAUGGAAUCGAUGAUUUCGAUGAUGAUUGGUCGAUGGAAUCGAUCCUGUUAUGGGUGUGAGUGAAAUUAUUUAUUCACAUGGGGAUUGAUCCGACGGAUGGGAAUUGGGUGGGUCCACAUGUAUUUUGAUGGUGAUGAUGAUGGAGCGGAAUAAACAUUGGGAUCAUGGAUUUUUGGGAGGAAUUUUGAGAAUUUCUCAAAUCUCUCUAAUAAAUGGGGUUAAGGAAGAAUCUCUUUCCUUUUUUGAGA
This is a messenger RNA of Ziziphus jujuba (common jujube), 2002 nucleotides long. RefSeq names its product scarecrow-like protein 23. The record is from RefSeq and is a predicted model, not a curated record. The coding region runs from base 362 to 1723 and encodes 453 amino acids. The transcript has a single exon. Gene Ontology annotation, molecular function: DNA-binding transcription factor activity; sequence-specific DNA binding. Lineage: Eukaryota; Viridiplantae; Streptophyta; Magnoliopsida; Rosales; Rhamnaceae. Gene Ontology annotation, biological process: regulation of DNA-templated transcription; leaf development; bundle sheath cell fate specification. Gene Ontology annotation, cellular component: nucleus.